AUGGAGCUUGAAGAAAAUAUUCAACUGCAUCUAUUAAAGGCCAAUUCGGACAACGAGAGAGUCAAAACAGAGGUAACAGUGGAGGCAGGUUUGAGGCUGAAGGUCUACAGCAGACGCUGGUAUAUUCUCAUCGCCUAUGCGUUCUUGGUCGGUCUCCAGUCCCUGGUCUACAACACCUUCCAGCCUAUUUCCAAAACAGCCGUCUCUGCCUUUGAGUGGAGCAGAACUGACAUCACCGUCAUCGCCAACUGGGGACCCAUCAUGUUCUUCCUCUUCAUGCCCCUGUAUUCCUGGCUGCUGGACACUAAAGGUUUGCGAGUGUCGUGUCUUCUCGGACUUUUCUCCAUCACACUGGGGUGUGCAAUCAGAUGUAUAACUUCAGACCCUCCUUGGGUCAGAUGGACCAUGCACCUUGGACAACUGUGCAAUGGCCUGGCUAGCCCUGUCAGUACAGCAGCGCCCCCUGUGUUGUCGUCGCUCUGGUUCCCACCUCAUGAACGUACGACCGCCACAGCACUCGCCGCCAUGUCCAAGUUUGUCGCCCUGGCUGUGUCCUUUAUUGUAGCACCCCUUGCUGUUCCCGAGAUAACACAUAGGAAUUGCACAGCGAAGAACUUUGCAAGGUGA
Haliotis rufescens (red abalone) is the source of this 627-nucleotide messenger RNA. RefSeq names its product solute carrier family 49 member 4 homolog. The record is from RefSeq and is a predicted model, not a curated record. Gene Ontology annotation, biological process: transmembrane transport. The transcript is spliced from 5 exons. The coding region runs from base 1 to 627 and encodes 208 amino acids. Lineage: Eukaryota; Metazoa; Mollusca; Gastropoda; Lepetellida; Haliotidae. Gene Ontology annotation, molecular function: transmembrane transporter activity. Gene Ontology annotation, cellular component: membrane.